Balaenoptera ricei (Rice's whale) is the source of this 1522-nucleotide messenger RNA. RefSeq names its product acyl-CoA binding domain containing 6 (gene ACBD6). The transcript is spliced from 8 exons. Bases 546 to 1394 code for a protein of 282 amino acids. Lineage: Eukaryota; Metazoa; Chordata; Mammalia; Artiodactyla; Balaenopteridae. The record is from RefSeq and is a predicted model, not a curated record. Gene Ontology annotation, molecular function: protein binding; fatty-acyl-CoA binding.
CCACCCCCGAUGGCCUAGUAUUUUCAACGAAACGAUUAACAGACACCUCAAUGACUGAGGACAGUUUCUCCAAGCAGCGUACCCCCAGCGCGGUCGCAUGAGUCCCGCAACAUAGGAGCGGUGCCCAACGAAGGGCCACCCACGCUUCCCCCGCCCAGUGCGAAAGAGGCCGCCGGCCGUAGCUCCGGGCGCGGGCUCUGCCGCUCACGCCGCCCCGCGCUCACGCCGCCCCGCCUCCCUCUCUCCAGGACUUCCUGCUGCUUCUCGCCGACCCCCGCCGCGCCGUUGGACGGACCCGGCCUAUCCCGAGCGCGCUGUUAGCCAGGGGUAGCCGGAAGAGACCGGGCAGCGGGGGAGAGCUGCAGAGGGUGGCGGAGCCCGCUACGCACGCCCAGGGAGGGCAGGGGGAGAGAGGGAGGCAGAGUUAAGCGAGGAGCGCGAGUAAGUGAGAUUGGGUCCGACUUGAGCUCGGGCUCAAGACGGAGACUGGUGGGCCAGGCCCCCAAGCCGGCGUCACACCCCGUCUGAAGAAGACAGGCGGUCACAUGGCUUCGCCAUUCCUGCCUGCGGGAGCCACUACGGGCUACAGCGGCGGAGAGCUGAGCUCGGGGGACGACUCCGUGGAUGUGGAAUCCCUUCAGAGCCCGGAGACCGAGGCGUCCAAGAGCCUGACAGAGCUGUUUGAGAAGGCUGCCGCGCACUUCCGAGGCCUGGUUCAAGGGGCCAGCAGGGAGCAGCUCUUGUACCUGUACGCCCGCUACAAGCAGGUCAAAGUUGGAAAUUGCAAUACUCCUAAACCAAGCUUCUUGGACUUUGAAGGAAAGCAAAAAUGGGAAGCAUGGAAAGCACUUGGUGAUUCAAGCCCCAGCCGAGCAAUGCAGGAGUACAUUGCCGUAGUUAAAAAAUUAGAUCCAAGUUGGAAUCCUCAGUCACCAGAGAAGAAAGGAAAAGAAGCAAAUACUGGUUUUGGUGGGCCAGUUGUUAGUUCUCUGUAUCACGAAGAAAUCAUCAGGGAAGAAGACAAAAACAUAUUUGAUUACUGCAGGGAAAACAACAUUGACCAUAUAACCAAAGUCUUCAAAUCAAAAAACGUGGAUGUGAAUAUGAAAGAUGAAGAGGGCAGAGCUCUACUCCAUUGGGCUUGUGAUCGAGGACAUAAGGAACUAGUCACAGUCCUGCUACAACAUAGGGCUGAUAUUAACUGUCAGGACAAUGAAGGUCAAACAGCUCUACAUUAUGCUGCUGCCUGUGAGUUUUUGGACAUUGUCGAGCUGCUGCUCCAGUCCGGCGCCGACCCCACGCUCCGAGACCAGGACGGCUGCCUGCCGGAGGAGGCGACAGGGUGCAGAGCGGUCACUUUGAUGUUACAGCAGCACACAACUGGCAAGGCUUAAUCAAAAGACUGGAAACCCACAGUCUAUAACAGCACAGGGCUUCAGUGGUGAAAGAAAACUUCAAAAGUAACACUUCUUUUGCCACCCAUCUUUGGUAUACAUUGGCUAAUAAAAUCAGUUGUGCGGAA